UCCUUCAACAUGGCAGGCGGCGAGUGUGCAAGACCUCAGGGGCAACCGCAUUUAAUGCGACAAGACCUCGAUAAACUAGACAUCAACAAGUUGACACCCUUUACCCCUGAGGUCAUUAGCAGGCAAGCUACCAUAAACAUAGGAACUAUUGGCCAUGUGGCUCACGGGAAAUCGACCGUCGUGAAGGCGAUUUCCGGUGUACAGACGGUCCGAUUCAAGAAUGAACUGGAACGUAACAUCACAAUCAAGCUUGGUUACGCUAAUGCUAAGAUAUACAAGUGUGAUGACGAAAAGUGCAUUCGUCCUGCAUGCUAUCGGUCGGCCGGCAGCAGCAAAGAGGAUGACUUUCCUUGUGACCGGCUUGGCUGCAACGGCCGGUUCAGGUUGCUGAGGCAUGUCUCCUUUGUCGACUGUCCGGGCCACGACAUUUUGAUGGCUACCAUGUUGAACGGUGCAGCUGUCAUGGAUGCUGCUUUGCUUCUGAUUGCCGGCAACGAGUCCUGCCCACAGCCCCAGACCUCGGAGCACUUAGCCGCCAUUGAGAUCAUGAAGCUGAAGCACAUCCUGAUUCUUCAAAAUAAGAUUGACCUUGUAAAGGAGUCUCAGGCCAAAGAGCAGUAUCAGCAGAUCCUUAAGUUUGUGCAAGGAACUGUGGCCGAGGGUGCACCCGUGGUUCCCAUUUCAGCUCAGCUGAAGUACAACAUCGAGGUUAUCUGCGAGUAUAUUGUCAAGAAGAUUCCCAUGCCUCUCCGGGACUUCGUCUCCGAGCCCCGCCUUAUUGUUAUUAGAUCAUUCGACGUGAACAAGCCCGGCUGCGAAGUCGACGACCUCAAAGGAGGCGUUGCCGGUGGCUCCAUCUUGAGAGGAGUGCUGAAGGUUGGCCAGGAGAUUGAAGUGCGGCCUGGCAUUGUGUCCAAGGAUGAUGAGGGAAAGCUGCUCUGCAAGCCCAUCUUCUCUCGCAUUCUCUCUCUCUGCACGGAGCAGAACGACCUCAUGUAUGCCGUGCCAGGUGGUCUAAUUGGUGUGGGUACUAAGAUCGACCCGACCCUGUCGCGAGCCGACCGUAUGGUGGGCCAGGUGCUGGGUGCUGUGGGUGCUCUGCCGGACAUCUACAUCGAGUUGGAGAUCUCGUACUUCUUGCUCAGGCGGUUGCUCGGUGUCCGCACGGAGGGCGACAAGAAGGGUGCCAAGGUGCAAAAGCUGUCCAAGAACGAGGUUCUCAUGGUGAACAUUGGCUCAUUGUCCACGGGAGGCCGUGUUCUGGCCGUGAAGGCAGAUUUAGCAAAGAUCAGUUUGACCAGUCCGGUCUGCACUGAAAUCGGGGAGAAGAUUGCCCUCAGCAGAAGAGUGGAGAAACACUGGAGGUUGAUCGGUUGGGGCCAGAUUCGACGAGGCGUCACUGUGAAACCAACAUCACAAGAGUGAGGUUCAAAGACAAAAGCAUCAGUUUAAUAUCAAGUUUAUUUUUUUUCUUUGUUCACAAAUAAAUAUGACGAAAAUGAUCACUAUUAUCUACAGUAGAA
Rhipicephalus microplus (southern cattle tick) is the source of this 1523-nucleotide messenger RNA. RefSeq names its product eukaryotic translation initiation factor 2 subunit gamma (gene eIF2gamma). The record is from RefSeq and is a predicted model, not a curated record. NCBI's taxonomy places the organism in Eukaryota, Metazoa, Arthropoda, Arachnida, Ixodida, Ixodidae. Gene Ontology annotation, biological process: formation of translation preinitiation complex. Gene Ontology annotation, molecular function: GTPase activity; tRNA binding; GTP binding. Gene Ontology annotation, cellular component: eukaryotic translation initiation factor 2 complex; cytosol.